This is a messenger RNA of Bactrocera tryoni, 1113 nucleotides long. RefSeq names its product pyridoxal phosphate phosphatase-like. The record is from RefSeq and is a predicted model, not a curated record. Gene Ontology annotation, molecular function: phosphatase activity. Gene Ontology annotation, cellular component: cytoplasm. NCBI's taxonomy places the organism in Eukaryota, Metazoa, Arthropoda, Insecta, Diptera, Tephritidae. The coding region runs from base 25 to 1017 and encodes 330 amino acids. The transcript is spliced from 5 exons.
AUUAUUGAUGUUGGUUUUAUUAUUAUGAGUUUUCUAUACCGUUUCGCUGAUCUUAUUGGCCGUCUAAAAAUCUGUCAAAAUUUGCAUUCAGAUACGAGCAAACCUUUCUCAAGGCAAACUGAAAACGCAGCUAAGAAAAUAGCCAGAAAACAAUGCACAAAUUUAUUGCUUCAACCAGCAACGGAGGUGAGGUCUUGGUUAAAUUCAUUCAAUACGAUCAUAGCAGACGGCGAAGGUGUUCUCUGGAUCUACGACAAACCAAUACCGGGUGCAAUUGAUGCUCUAAACCAAUUGAAAGCAAGCGGAAAGCAAAUCUAUGUUUGUACAAACAAUUCCACACAAACGCGUCAACAACAUACUUUUAAAGCAGAACGUUUGGGUCUCAAUAUACAUUUGCAAUUUCUUAAAUAUGCUUAUGUUAUUGGCGCUGAAGCGCUCACCACAGAAUUGGAUGCGGCUGGUAUAGUUUUACAUAAUGACAGCGGGCCAGACAUAAUGCAUGAAACUGUUGCAAAGUUUGCUACCGAAUUCCGAAAGGAAGCGAAUGUGGGUGCAGUCAUUGUUGGUUAUGACACGCAUUUCAGCUUUUGUAAGUUGGCUAAAGCUGCGACUUAUUUGAAAAAUCCGGAUUGCUUAUUUCUUGCCACCAAUGUGGAUGCAAGUUCAUAUACAGGUGAUAUGAUGUUACCGGGCACAGGUAGUUUUGUUGCGGCUAUUGAGUAUUGCACCGGUCGAAAGGCGUUCGUUAUUGGGAAACCUAGUGCAAAUAUGUGCAUGCAAUACAUCGAAACCGGCCUUAUACAACCUGCAAAUACUCUAAUGAUGGGCGAUAAUUACCAAACGGAUAUGCCAUUUGGACACAAUCUUGGCUUUCAAACACUGCUCGUUGGUACGGGCACACAUACGUGGAGUGAUGUGCUGCACUUGAAGAAGUUGAACGGUAAUUUGGCAAAGCAUUUUAUGCCAGAUGCAUAUAUACCGAAAUUUUCCGAUUUGAAUUACUUCCUGCGCCGCUAAAGUGCCAAUUUGCCAAAUAAUUUGUUUAGAGAAAAGUGAUGGGAAGCAAAAACUUAUAAAUCACAAGAAACGCAAUGUCAUUAAAUACCAGAGAAG